GCUGCAUGGACAUCAAGUCCCUUUCAUCCGGUGCCGACCACGAUGCUCAGCGUCCUGCAAAACGCGCCCGCCAUGGCACGCCACCAGCAGAGUCUAAUGGGCACGAGCAACACUUUGAGAUGCCUCCACUCUCACUCUCUAUACUCGGCGUAGAGCCCAUGGAUGAAUUCAUUCGAGAGGUGGCCGACUUUGUGCAUCAUACGAUAAUGAACAGGCCAGACCGCGGCGGGGUAGUUGAAGUGGAGGCAAAGAUUGGGGUUCUGAGGGAGAAGGCGUCAGGGCAAAGACUGGUCUUCCCAGUUUUAGUCGAGACUAUACUUUCCCCAAAUUCCUUUGAUACUCGCUUUGAAUCGAACAUGUCUCCUGCUCAACAUAAGCACUUCAAUAAGCUCUUGAAUGAACUAAAACUCAAGUCAUCACAACCAGGCCACCCGUCCUCUCCGCUAGAGUACACGCACCUUCACCUCAUAGACAACUUCUAUGCGAGUGACGACCCGCAAGACAGGGAGAAAAUUCGCGUCACCCGCCAUGAGAAGUCUGGAGAAGUCGUCGCUGUCAUGCGAAAAGUACGGCUGGGCAGCAUAGACAUCUACUGUCCGAAACGUCAUGCCGAUUGGCGUAUAAGCGUGAACAUGGAAAUUCCUGUUCCUCCGCCACUCGGGUCGCCGACACUCACGCGCAAGAAGGACCGGAUGAGCUACACUCACGAAGAAUUUACCAUCGACCUUACCCAGGUUACCUCUGCUACUGGGCCAAAUAGCAAGCCUGAAAUUCUCCACGAACUUGAAGUGGAAUUUGCGAGGCCCGACUACCUCUUGGCAACUGCCGCGAAACGAGGAGACCUAAAUGCGUCGGAGGUAGAGCGCAGUGCAUUCGACGAACUCAUCCGUGCCUUCGUCAAUAACGCUCGAAUACUGGUGCGCAACGCGGACGGGGUAUGGCAGUGAAGGAUAUUAUUUAUUACCGA
Messenger RNA from Phanerochaete carnosa HHB-10118-sp, 967 nucleotides. RefSeq lists its product as uncharacterized. NCBI's taxonomy places the organism in Eukaryota, Fungi, Basidiomycota, Agaricomycetes, Polyporales, Phanerochaetaceae. Bases 6 to 947 code for a protein of 313 amino acids. The record is from RefSeq and is a predicted model, not a curated record. Gene Ontology annotation, molecular function: polynucleotide 5'-phosphatase activity. Gene Ontology annotation, biological process: polynucleotide 5' dephosphorylation; 7-methylguanosine mRNA capping. The transcript is spliced from 5 exons. Gene Ontology annotation, cellular component: mRNA capping enzyme complex.